Messenger RNA from Lingula anatina, 4308 nucleotides. Its product is annotated as SMAD family member 4. NCBI's taxonomy places the organism in Eukaryota, Metazoa, Brachiopoda, Lingulata, Lingulida, Lingulidae. Gene Ontology annotation, molecular function: DNA-binding transcription factor activity, RNA polymerase II-specific; I-SMAD binding; RNA polymerase II cis-regulatory region sequence-specific DNA binding. The record is from RefSeq and is a predicted model, not a curated record. Gene Ontology annotation, biological process: SMAD protein signal transduction; cell differentiation; anatomical structure morphogenesis. Gene Ontology annotation, cellular component: heteromeric SMAD protein complex.
AAUUUCUCCUAUUUUCAGGUUCCCCUCAGGGCCAGAGCACCAUUCAGCAUACCACCCAGCAGCCUCCACCUCAGAACAUGCAGCCAAACCAUCCAGCGGGUUACAAUAUUCCACCUACAGUACAGCAGCAGCAGCAGCAACAACAACAACAACCACAGCAACAGCAGCAACCACUGUCACCUCCCCCCAUGUCCCCUCAUCAACAAGCAAUGAAUAAUAUGAACCUUGAAUACAGCAGGGCAUCAAGCAGCACAAUGAGCCACCCCAUGUCUCCCCAACUGGAUACAUUUGGCCAGCUUCCUCAGUCACAGAACCUCAACCAGUUCCAGAGAAGUACCUCCAGCAACUGGCCUGCCAACAAUGCAGCAGCAACCUAUACUCCAGCCUUGCCACAGGAAAACCAGUAUUGGAACCAGACAACUGCUGCCACUAGUCAGAUACAGCACAAUGUACAGCCUUCCUUACCAGCUCUUACAAGUCAGCCAAUGCCUGAGUUCUGGUGUACCAUAGCCUAUUUUGAGCUGGAUCAGCAGGUGGGUGAAACCUUCAAAGUGUCCAGCAGCUGUAUGACAGUGACAGUGGAUGGUUACACAGACCCUUCCAGUAUUGACAGGUUCUGCCUGGGACAGCUGUCUAAUGUGCACAGAACAGAGGCCAGUGAGAGGGCAAGGUUACAUAUUGGCAAGGGCGUUCAGCUUGACUUACGCGGAGAGGGAGAUGUUUGGAUCAGGUGCCUCAGUGAUCACAGCGUAUUUGUACAGAGUUACUACUUGGACAGGGAGGCAGGCAGGGCGCCAGGAGACGCAGUUCAUAAAAUCUACCCAAGUGCCUACAUAAAGGUGUUUGACAUACGUCAGUGUCACCAUCAGAUGCAGCAACAAGCAGCUACCGCACAGGCAGCAGCAGCAGCACAGGCAGCCGCAGUAGCUGGCAACGUGCCAGGACCUGCCUCUGUGGGGGGCAUAGCGCCAGCCAUCGGUAACGCUUCAGGUCUGUCGGCAGCAGCAGGCAUUGGGGUAGAUGACCUAAGGAGAUUAUGCAUUUUACGGCUUAGCUUUGUGAAAGGCUGGGGACCUGACUACCGCCGCCACAGCAUCAAAGAGACGCCAUGUUGGAUUGAGGUACAGUUGCAUCGCCCUCUACAGUUGUUGGACGAAGUAUUACAAGCAAUGCCACUUCAUGAUCCAAGACCUCCCAGGAUGCUUCUGGGCUGAGCAAUAGUAUGUAGACUUUGUUUUUAAUUUAAAAAUGGAUACGUGUACAUUAUUUUGCCCAAAUCCAUUUUUGUAUGAAUGGAGUUAUGAUCUGAAGCAGUUCUUAGUAACCAUGACUGGAAAGAUUGUUGGACAUCUUGUAAAUCCCCAUCCAGUUCAGUUCCUUCUCUUAUGUUAUUUACACUAUAAGUAAGGAAAGUCAAGAAGAUACCACAAUGAAAUUUAGUAUGUAAAUAAUGAUGAAUAUAUGCAGUUGGGCAGUGACUGAAGUUGCUGCUGCACUUAUUGUGUAACUAAAGAUAUUUCCACACAUCAGUAACUUCCAUCAUUAGUUGUACAUAAUUCAUUAUCUUAAUGUAGAAAGAUGAAAAAGAAAAGCAUAAGAUGCAAAAUUUGAAAUUGUGAAGUGACAGGCUCCAGGGAUAGUAUCUGGAAUAAGGGACAUGCUGUGAAUUAGCAUUGUGGAAAUUUAGAUUAAGUAUGUGCAUUUUACAAUCUUGGACACAUUUUGACUGUUUCGUUUAGAAUUAGUCAAUAGGACAAUGUAUUUUACUGGACAGUUUGAUAGCUUAGAAAAACAAAAAAAUAAGAAUUGUCAGUAUCAUUUGAGUUUUUAUUUUGCAACACUGAACGGUGAGUAACAACAAACUCUCAACAAGAAAAAUAAGUCUACUAUAAGACCAUUAUGUUGGUUUUAUAUAUAAUUUUACAAAUGAUGUAUUGACAGUCUGUAAUUGCAGUUUAGAUGAUUUCUAUGAGCCAGUACUGAUCACUAAUUUGCUGGAAAAAGGAUGCCCACGUGGUGUCAACAUUUGAUGGCUUAAAACAGAAGGAAUUAUGUUGUGAUGUCAAGUGUAAAAUAUGAUUCAAUGAUUAAGUGAGAUACCAACUGCAGCUGGCUCGACUGUUUCUUUGUUUCUGGUGAAUAAGUGUUUCUCGAGAAAUUAUUUUACAGAUCAUGAAAAGAUGUAAUGGGUAACCUACCUCAUCUGUGCUUUAACACCAGAGUGGUGCUUGAAAUGUCUACCAAGAUAGGAUGCUCAAAAAGUCGAUAACAGACAAUACGAAAUCUUGUGUUUUACAGAGGUUAAUUACUUUUGCAUCAAUUUUAUACUUUUUUGCGCAUACAUUUAUAAAUUUGUGACAGAUAUUUGUGUUCAUUUCUUUCAGUAUGUUGGUUCAUAUUUCCCCCCUUGUAUUGCAAUUUUUAAAAUGCAUUGUACCUCAGUCAUACCUGGUUAUAACUGUCAAAAAAUUAUAGUGAUCUGUUUACUUGUACUAGUCGUAGAAAAGGCAAAAAAUAUUGAGUUGAUAAUGGAGCUAAAUGACUAGAUUACAAAUGUGUCCAUAACUAUACCUAGUUAAAUAUAAUUCUACAUAUUGAUAUUUUUGUUGAAAAACAUGAUUUUACAAUUUUGUCCAACAUUUUUACAUUUAUAUGCAAUUACAUAAAAUUUAAAGUUAGAAUAUAAAUCUAAAGGGCAAAAUAAAGGAAUCGUUUCAUUUUGCAUUUUAUAAUUUUCAGUAAGGUCUAAUUUUCAUGCCACCCUUUCAAAACGAAGCAGACGUGAUUCCUUAUUUCUUGGUCGUUACCCCAGGUCAAACUUUAUUUGAUUGUUAUUAUUAUUAUCAUGAUUUUAAUAGUUAAUCUUAUGACAACCAUGUAAGAUUUAUAAAUUUGGUAGCAGUCUAAAUGUGCCCAAAAUAAAGUCGUCUUAAUACAUGCAUGAACAGUCUUCCAGUCAUUACUAUACACACUCUGUUAAUGUGAUGAAGGUAAAAUUACAAUUAUGUAUAACAGUGAGAUUGAUAAUUUUUUUCUUCUUGCCAUUAUAGAUAUCAUGUACUGCUUUCUCAAAGAUGUGCGACCUUUUUGAGGUAUGAAUAACUGUUUUCACUCUUAAAUUCCAGUUUGUGGAAAGUAGGAGUACAGAGAAUAGACUUAACCAGUCACUUAACUUCAGCAAUGAAUGUCCUUUGGAGUAGGAACGCCAAACUUGAUUGUGAACACUCCUUUCAAUAACCCUGUGGUUCAUGAUAUUAUCUAUUAGAUUGUUCAUAGUUCCAAUGAUAGCUUCCAGAAUUAAAAUUAUUUAAUGAGAGAUCUUUUUUAGGGUGUAAAAAGAUUCUUGCACUUAAAAUUGAAGUCUGAAAAAAUAAAAAAAGCAUCUUAAACUGUAUUUUGUAAAUUGAUCAUUUAUUAAAAAAAUAUUGUGACAGUCUUAACUGGAAUCCCUUAACCUUAAUGAGUAUAACUGUUACUAGAAAAUCCUACUGGUUCCUAUUAAUAUAACUUUGUAUAGUGUCUAAACAACAAGUACACUGAAUUUUACUGAUUCAGAAUGGGAAUGAGUGGCCAUACUACUACUUCCGGGGUAGCACCCUUUUUUACACCAACAUUUUCCUGAUGAGACGCAGUUAUGCAUGGUUCUAUCAAAAUCUAGUAGGCUUAUGAAGUUGUCUUGAGUGAUAACGAAUAUAUCAUACUAGAUAUCUUUUUCGAUCAUCUCCAUAAAAUUUCACAAAGAAUUCUAAAAUGCACAAGACAUUUCUUUGUUCAAUGGUAUCGAACAAAACUAAAAUUCUCUUAUAUAGUUAAACAAAUAACAUACUGAACCAAUCUAAACAAACAAAACGUGACAUGAACAUAUAACAAAGCACCAGAGGCCUUGCACCUUGAAUUAUGGCAAGUGAAGAAUCAAACACUAAAGGAAAAACAAAAUACAUAAACUUUCUUAAAAUUAAACAUUGCCACACCCCUUUGACUACAAAUUAUUGAUACUGGUCGCUGGCUUCGUACAAUCUGCUGAACAUCAGCACAGGCAAGAAAGCAUAGUCUCUGCCUUCAAACACAAUAAAACACCUUGGCCCCUAGAAAUCUAUUUAAAAUACAAUAUUUGCCAAUCAAAUACAAAAAGCUAAAUGUCUACCUAAUUAUCAUAUAAAUUAUCUUACAUAUUAAUAUCUUAAUACCAUACUGGAAAUAUCUGACAACAUAUCAUUUCAUGACUAACAGUCAGGCAUAUACUGAUAAAGCCGUUUCUUACUUCAUAGGAAGAAAAAAACAACUUUAUGGUAACUAAAUAAAAAAAAA